Molecule: messenger RNA, 105 nt
Organism: Anisakis simplex (herring worm)
Lineage: Eukaryota; Metazoa; Nematoda; Chromadorea; Rhabditida; Anisakidae
Source: the annotation of a GenBank genome assembly
UCAUCAACCGGAUUGGUCUUUCGAGAAGAGCUCGUUUAUCAGUUUAAUGUGUGUAGUGUCUACGAUUUGGAAAUUCAGCAGCAGCAGCAGCAGCAGCAGAGUUAA